AGAAUGGUUCGAGAUGCAGGUGGUCUGUGCAUAGCUGAUGAAGUACAGACAGGCCUGGGUCGCUUAGGUUCACAUCUAUGGUCAUUUGAAGCUCAAGGCGUCACCCCUGAUAUUCUCAUCAUUGGUAAAGCUAUUGGUAAUGGGUAUCCAAUGGCUUGUGUUGUAACAUCCUCAAAUAUUGCAGCUCUCCUGGGAAGCAGAAUUAAAGAGUAUAAAUGCACAGCAGUGAUGAAUGCUGUGGGCUGUGCAGUGCUGGAUAUCCUGCACCAGAAUCAAUUUAUGGCCUCUGCAGCAACUGUGGGAUCAUUUCUACUAACUGAGCUGUCAAAGCUAAGAAGAAAACAUGAAUAUAUUGGUGAUGUCAGGGGAAGAGGUCUGUUGUUUGGAGUGGAAGUGGUGUGGAAUAAACAGAGCAAGAAGCCUGCUAAAGAAAUUGCCGAACAAAUUGUGAAUAGAAUGAAGCAAGAAAAUAUCCUUCUUGCUAAUGAGGGAGAUCACCGAAACAUUCUGAUGAUUAUGCCUCCCAUGUGUUUCACCCAAGAGAAUGCAGUUCUUUUAAUUGAGAAACUGGAUAAAGUCUUCACAGAAUCAUACAAUCAGAGACUUGUCAGAGACCGUGUGACAAGCAUACCAUCUCUGAACCAAAAUGUGCAAGCCAUCCCAAGUGUGAGUGAUGGGCGCCUGGGCAUUAUCCAGCCACAAGAAGAGGAAGAUGAUGAAUUAAUAGCUGCCUCAAGAGAUACAAUGGACCUUGAAUAUGCUCAGCAUUGCUAUCAUGACCUUGACUGAAUUAAGUUUUCUCCUGGAUUUAAUUUUUAUUUUUUUUUUUUGUCCAGACUUUGUGUAGGGAUAUGAUAUAUACCUUAUUCUUUUUUCAUGAAAAUAGAUUCCCUGUCCUUUUUCUUUAUUUUAUCAUUUUUGUUGUUUUUUUACUUUAUCCCGUACUUACAAAGAAAAAUCUUCAUCAUAAACAAGUUUGUUGUACAUAGAAGUCUUGAACGAAAGCAUUGUAAUACUGAUCAUAAGUGCCUAUGUAAGGGAUUAUAAAUGAAAAUGGUUAUUAAAUGAUGGUUACUAGAACUUUUUAAAAAAAUCUAUACAACUGUUACAUUUACAAAACUCAAGUUUUUGUGUUUUAUUAAACUUUGUAGGUACAUAAUUGUUGAUGGCACACUGAUCAAUGGCUCAACUUUACUAAAUAUUUCAGUGUACUACAACAGGAUUCUUUAUCCUCUUUGCAAUAAUGUGUAAUCAAAUUCUAAUCCAACAUUAUCUUCUGGUACAAAAAUGGACUAUUUAGAAUACAUUGAACAUGAAAGGAAAUGUAUGUCAAAAGUAUCCCUUAUUUAACUUCAUUUAACUUUUUUUUCUUCUUUUUUGGUCACCUUUGUCUAAAUGGCAUUUCUAUUAUACAAACAGUUUGUUUUAGUAAAUAUAAGAGUCUCUCUCUUUCUGAUGUCAUUGCUACCUCCUGUACUAUGAGAGUAUCACAAAAGAGUGGCAGGGGCUUUCUUAUUGCAUGGCAGUUGUUUUUUCUAUGUAUGUACAAAGUGUUCUUGUCUUUUGGUUUGUCUGAUUCUACAUGUUGUCAAUGGCAGGUUUGAAAUAAUGAUUCUCAUGUGUGACUGGGAUGUUUGCAGACUGUGAUCAAAAACUAGCUUAUGUGCUAGUGAUCUAUGAUAUAUUUUUUUACUUUGUUUUUAAUAAUGAUAGUCCCAUUAUUACCAAUGUGUAUAUAUAUAUAUAUUCCAGCAGUUUAAUAUGAUGGGAAAUCUGUUCCUUCUUGAUAUGUCAGUGGUCACAAGUAAUUAGGGGGAGCUAUUUAUAUCAUAAAUUGUAUUUAUUUGUCUUUGUUAGGGAAAGCUUAUACAAGUGUAGAAGAUAUUUAACAUCACACGUCUGAAUAAUCUACACCUAUAAGUGAAUGAAGGCAUGAGAGGGGUUAGUGCCAAAUAAAAAGUAAAAUCCCAAUAAAAAAAACUGAAUGCUGCUACCACAUAACUGUUAAAAAUUACAUGGUGCUGUUUAGUCCACCUAAACAAAUUGAUUUCAGUUCUUUCAUUAAUUAAUAGGUAAUGAAAAUUUAUUUCCAGCAUUUACAUUGUAAGCUAAUACACAGUACUAACUAAAGAUCAUCUCUGGAGACUGAUAUUGUUCUAUUUUGUUAGUAUUUACCCAUAGCAGUAUGUUAUCAUCAAAUAUCUUGGUAUUUUAUUGUUUUUCCUCUUGAAUGGUCUUCAUUGUUCAGUCUUACAGUGUUAAUUAAACAUGAUGUGCUGGAUUUUACUCUCCUUCAUUGUCAUGUACGCGUUGGUAAAUUGUGAAUGAUUACAAUUUCCUGAGCACCUGAGAUUGAUUGAUUGAUUGAUUGAUUUUUUUUUUUUUUUUUUGUGGCAGAAUAUAUUGUGUUUGUAAAGGAGAAUUAAUACUUGUAUUUCUUUAUGAACAUCAGUAACUGUCUUUCUUUUUUUUUCUUUACUUUUUACAGUAUUGUGUUCAUGAUGUUGAUAUAACCAGUGUGUGAACCCUUUAUGUAACUGCAUGCUAUAUUGAGAAGAAAGUGAGUGUGAAUGUUGAUAACAGAUAGCUGGAUUACUGAAGAUAAGCACUGCUGAGCUUUAAUAGUUAGCAUUGAAAAUCAGACAAGAAAUUAUUGAAAUUGAAAGAGGUUUGAACUGUGGCAAAGCAUUAUUUCUUGUGACAAUUGACACUAGCCUGUGCUAUUUCAUCUAAAUCCAUUCUUAUACAAGACUGUUACUUCACUUUCAUUGUACGGAAACUUUUUUAGAAGUCUAUGAGUUGUUUAAAUUAAUAUUAAAAAGUUAACCUUAAUGACAAGAACAGUAGUUUCUAUUAUAAGAUUUUCAUUGUACUUUGAGGGAAAUGCAUAAUAGAUAAUUGUAAAACUAUGAAGCUACCCUCACAUGACAAAUGUCUGAAGAGUAGUAGGAGUUCAAGAGCUAAUUAAAAAAUCAAGAGGCUCCAACAUAAAGUCUGUCAUUUCUCAUGUUAAGGCUGCUAAUGAUUAGACUUUUAGGCAUUUAUGUAAUAAAAAAAACUUGGUAACUUGGGGCAUUGUGGGAUAAAAUUGAGUAUAUUGUUUGAUAAUGAAACAGGCUUGCUGAAUAUACAAAUCUGAAAACCCUGAGUCCAUGGAAAUUUUGAUUCAAAUAAAAGUUUUUUUUAGUCAUAAUUUCCCAAGAAAAAGGGAUUGUAAUGUUGAUGUUAGUAUUCAAUAACAUUAUUUAAACUAUCAACUUGAAUGAUCCCUCUUUUUUUAUAAUAAAAAGAUUAAACACACAAAAGAGUAUCUAUCAGUAUAGCUGUACAUUUUAUCAAGGUUUUAGUAUUUUUACAUUUCAUAUACAUGAAAAAUCCUGCAACCUAAACACACAGAUUCUAAAGAUUAGAGUAUGAAGAUUUAACUAAAUAUUCUGGCUGUGUAAUGGUGAAAGUUCAUCAUCAUUUUAGAAAUGUAUAAGUACCACUCGUUGUAAAUAUAUUAGUCAGUUGGUGAAAUGAAGAUUAUUUGAUAACCUGAUAAAGAAACUUCAUCUGUUAGAAAAUUAUUAACGAAUAGAAGCUCUUGUCCAUUAAAUCUAAACUAAACCUACAUAAUGCUGUGGUUAAGAAAUCAAACUCUACAGUAUGUUUAACUGUAUAUUGUGUUUAUAAUAGGCGGAAUGAUGAAAAUGCUGUCAAUAAAUGUGAUAUUUCUGUUAUA
Molecule: messenger RNA, 3724 nt
Organism: Penaeus monodon (black tiger shrimp)
Lineage: Eukaryota; Metazoa; Arthropoda; Malacostraca; Decapoda; Penaeidae
Product: ethanolamine-phosphate phospho-lyase-like
Exons: 6
Coding region: 4-789 (261 amino acids)
Cellular component (GO): mitochondrion
Molecular function (GO): pyridoxal phosphate binding; transaminase activity
Source: RefSeq, a predicted model, not a curated record